This is a messenger RNA of Peromyscus californicus insignis, 1572 nucleotides long. RefSeq names its product ankyrin repeat and ubiquitin domain containing 1 (gene Ankub1). The record is from RefSeq and is a predicted model, not a curated record. Lineage: Eukaryota; Metazoa; Chordata; Mammalia; Rodentia; Cricetidae. Gene Ontology annotation, molecular function: protein binding.
AUGAGGAUUUUUGUGGCUUUUAAAGGAUCUUUUGAGGCAUUUGAUGUUUCAACAGAGAAGACAGUAGUGAACGUGUCACUGCUCUUUAAGGAUGAUUUCCACAGUCCUCUUUCUGAAGACCAACAAGGCAGGUGGUAGCUAGAGUUGAAGUAUGCUGGAGCUGCCCUCAGGAACAGUUGAAGUCUGUCGGAUGUCGGAAUUAUCUUCUGCUCAACUCUCAAAUGCUUCGGUAAGAAAGAAGACAAGCCAGCCCUCUAUGUGUUUAAUGCUGUGACCCAGGAGAUGAUGCCAAUAAUGGAGAAUGUGUCUAUUCUGGGUAAAAAGGUGUCUGACCUGAGAAUGCUGGUAACUCUGAGAUGUGGCUUUCCCGUGAGUGUCUACUGUCUCCGGACACCAACGGGACUGGAGAUAUAUGACUGCAACACCCUCAAGGACUACCAGAUUGAUACUGACACAACACUUUGUUUGGAUGUCUGGGAUGAAUGGAAGGAAUUUCUCGUGGGAUGUCUUCUUGGGCAAACACCUAAAGUCCAACGAUACUUAUCAAAAAAAGGACCAGUACUCGAGUACCAGAAGAGGGUAGCCCUGUACAUCGCUGCUUUUCAUGGACACACUGAACUCACUGAAUGGGCUCUGAAGCAGGGCGUGCAGCCCCACGAGGUGGUUGGUGUUCACCCUUAUCCAGCCUGGUGCCACGAAGCCCUUCACACAGAUGUCUGUCAUUGCCCUAUUCACACAGCUGCAGAAGCUGGCCAACUGUUAAUUCUGAAGGCCUUUGUCAUCUGCAGCGUCCUGUGCCUGGAAUGUAAAAACACAGCAGGACAGACUCCCCUAGCCAUUGCAGCAAAACGCCAGCAUAAAGACUGUAUGUUAUACUUACUGGGUAAAAUGCGGUCCACAGUUUCUUUUCUAAAACUUUCAGUCCCAGUGAGGAUUUAUAUUAAAAUAAAGCAGUGGCUCCUCAGAGCUCAGAGUCGUAGGUGCCAUCGAAGCCAACUUGGCAGAGGAAGGGUCUCUGGGGCAAAGGUUGGAGACACUGUGGUGGUGGAUGGUUUCACUAAGCCAAAAAUAACAUCCAAGAACUGCCACAAGGCUGGGGACAAGUGGCAAAGCACUCGGAGCAAACUGGCACCUUGCAAGCAACAGUCAGGCAGGAAACCUGUCGAUUCUUUAGUACUUUCGCAAAGGGACACCAGCAAACAAAUCGCAUUCCCACCCUCAGUAACUACAAACAAGUGCUCAGAACUACAAAGUCAUCAACGAGAAAGCCAGAAAAAUAAAACUGCUCCGGCGGCGGGGAGGAAAGAAAAGCACAUAAAAAAUGCCUAUCUCCCGCAGGUCCUGCUCCCUCCAGUUUCAAGAGUGGAGUAUUCACACCCACUGUUGCACCUGCACUCCACCGGGUGCUGAAUAAGGCCCUUCUCCACACCUUUCUCAGAGCACAGUGGGAGGACUCCAGGAGAGAAUGCCAUCUACUGCUGAGCUGUGGCAAGGCAAUCCUUUAAAGAGAAGUGAUGGCAACAGCAAUUAGCAAUAGCAAGAGUCCUGGCCACAAAGAGCAUUUCUAACUGA